Lindgomyces ingoldianus is the source of this 2703-nucleotide messenger RNA. RefSeq lists its product as uncharacterized. The record is from RefSeq and is a predicted model, not a curated record. Gene Ontology annotation, biological process: transmembrane transport; carbohydrate transport. Gene Ontology annotation, cellular component: membrane. Gene Ontology annotation, molecular function: carbohydrate:proton symporter activity. NCBI's taxonomy places the organism in Eukaryota, Fungi, Ascomycota, Dothideomycetes, Pleosporales, Lindgomycetaceae. The transcript is spliced from 7 exons. The coding region runs from base 1 to 2427 and encodes 808 amino acids.
AUGCCCAUUGCCCAAGAGCUUAUGAUAUCAUUGGAGCCCACGCUGCAGAACGGGCAGAUCAUUACCCCAGCGUCGUUAGCCUGCGAGCAUGAGAUACGAGCAUCGUCACCUUUUAUGCAUCCGCCUUCGGGACUGGAAAGCCAGCCGAGUGUGGCGGGAGUUGAGAAGGAAGGAAAAUGCGGUUCCGUGUGCCUAGAUGCUGCCCAAGUGUUCUUUCGGUGUUCUUCAGAUGUUGUUGCUGCCCCAUGGAUCUUCAGUCGGGGCUGCUCCCUUUCAGCCCUCGCAGUCGUCAAAAUUCCUUCCUCGUCGAACACUAGGAGGCCUGCCAACAUCCCCCUCCACACUCUCUCGUCGUCCUCGCGCCCUCGAGACUCCGACUCGGCUUAUCUUCUACACGACCACGACAAGAACAGCCCGCGGUCCUCCUUCUCCACCGCCACGCCAGAGUCUGACUUCUCUCUCUGGAGUGACACUGGCGAUCUAGUCGACCAGCUCGCUGACGAGGAGGACCCUCUUCGUGCUCGCCUGCGCGAAUCGCUCGACGGUGCUCUCCUCCCCAAGCACCGCCCUCAACAGAAGCGAGUCCGAUACCACUCACAGGACGACGCCAGGGAGAAGGCACUCAAACGUGAAGCCCUCCGGAAGGAGGACAUUGAAAUACCCGACCCAGGGCCUCGGACCAUCUCUCGCGGAGAGCAGAUCCUCGCUGCCAUCAUGGCUCCCAACGAUGGCCCCUCUCGUAUCCACGGGCUGCAUGGGAAGAAGCUGAUCUAUUUCACCAGCGUUUUUGUAUCAUUAGGCGUGUUUCUGUUUGGCUACGACCAGGGAGUCAUGUCCGGAAUCAUUACAGGAUCCGAUUUCAAGGAUUAUUUCAACCAGCCUACAAGUGCCGAAUUGGGUACCAUGGUCGCCAUUCUGGAGAUAGGAGCCUUCAUAUCCUCGUUACUAGUAGGAAGGAUCGGCGAUCUUUUAGGCCGUCGAAGAACCAUUCUAUACGGCUCCAUUAUCUUCGUAGUCGGGGGAGCUCUGCAGAGUUUUGCGGAUGGGAUGCCGAUGAUGCUUUUGGGGAGAAUUAUUGCCGGUCUUGGAGUUGGGACUCUUUCAACCAUUGUGCCAGUAUACCAGUCGGAGAUAUCGCCCCCUCACAACCGGGGGAAGCUGGCUUGCAUCGAAUUCACGGGGAACAUCACUGGAUAUGCCGCAAGUGUAUGGGUGGACUACUUCUGUAGCUAUAUCAAGGGCAAUUGGGCCUGGAGGGUUCCUCUGCUAAUGCAAUGUGUUAUGGGUGCCUUACUUGCGAGCGGCAGUCUGCUCAUCUGCGAGUCCCCCAGAUGGCUCCUAGAUAACGAUCAUGACGAGGAAGGCAUUGUGGUAAUUGCCAAUCUUUACGGGAAAGGAGACAUUCACAACCCAAAGGCACGCGAGGAGUAUCGUGAGAUUAAGAUGAAUGUGCUCCUGCAGCGCCAGGAGGGCGAGCGAUCAUACUCGGACAUGUUCAAGCGAUACUCCAAGCGUGUUUUCAUUGCCAUGUCCGCCCAGGCCCUGGCACAGCUCAACGGAAUCAACGUCAUCUCGUACUAUGCACCUCUCGUCUUCGAGGAAGCUGGCUGGUAUGGUCGUGGUGCCAUCCUUAUGACCGGCAUCAACGCUAUUACCUACCUACUAUCUACUAUCCCGCCCUGGUAUGUUGUCGAUACGCUAGGUCGACGCAAAAUUCUCCUCUCCGGAGCAGUUGCCAUGGUCAUAUCACUCUCUGCCAUAUCCUAUUUCAUAUAUCUCCAGGCAGACUGGACCCCAAAUCUUGUCGUUAUCUUUGUCAUGAUUUACAACGCAGCCUUUGGCGCAUCUUGGGGUCCGAUUCCGUGGCUGUAUCCACCAGAAAUCCUUCCACUUAGUAUUCGCGCCAAGGGAGCCAGCUUGAGUACCGCGACAAAUUGGGCAUUCAACUGGCUGGUUGGAGAGAUGACACCUAUUCUGCAAGAGCACAUAGGGUGGCGAUUGUACUUGAUACACGCUUUUUUCUGCGCUGUCAGCUUUGUUAUUGUCUGGUUUAUUUAUCCCGAAACUGCGAAUGUUCGCCUUGAAGACAUGAAUUCAUUAUUUGGAGACGCGACGUCAGUCAUGCCCACCCCAGCCACCCUGGCCGAAGCGGAAUCCCUGUUCAGCGGGCAUGGGUCUCCUGUUCCUUCGCUGGAUAUCCGAUCGGGACAACAUGGAGCAGACAGUGCCAUUCCCGGGCUCAACAUCAACCCUCCUGAUGAUGUGGAGGGUCAGGACGGGAAGUCACUGCACAGAAAAGAGUCGGAUGCCAAAGAGGGCAUCGGUGGGUGGAUUUCAAACAUCAUAAAAGGAAGCAAAAGCAACGGCGAGGGUGAUAGUUCGAGUGGUAAAUACAAACAGGUAGGUCAAGAGGAUGACGAAGAAUGAGGCAGAGACAGAGGCGUCUGGUGUUUACAUUUCCUGCCAUGUCUCCAUGUCGUCUAACCUGGAGUUGGCAAAGAUAUCAAGCGCUUGAGCAGCGCAGCAGGAUCAUUAUAUGAAUAUUCCCAGUGGCAUGCAAGGACCGGUUCGGUAGAGGGCGUAAAGCGUGAAUGAAGCGACUCGGCGAGAUGAAGCCAGCUCGCUCUUUGGAUGUAUUCGUACUUGAAAUUUAAUGGGGCUCUGGCAUUCAUGGCUCUGGGAGGAUAGGAUUAUGUAGAGAGG